AUGUCUGGGACCAGCGGCGAUGUUUUCUCCGAGAGUAGUCUGAGGGGCGUUCUGAGCGCCUUGUCGAUACCGAUCUUCUCGCUGGACCUCGACGGCCGGAUCGCCAGCUGGAAUGGGCGUUCCGGAGAGUUCGGGUAUUCCGAUUCUGAGAUCGAAGGCAAGCUCUUUGUGGACUUCGUGGACGGCAGGAGCAAGACGGAUGUGGGCCGUCUCAUCGCGCAGGCCUGCAAAGGUUCAGACCAGGCUUCUCUUGCUCUACUCGUUGCCAAGGACGGUAAGUGUCUCGAGGUCUUCUUCAAUGCCACCCCGUGGCGCGAGGAGGGGGGCGUGGUCCGCGGCUGCGUGCUGUUCGGCCACUUCGUUGCCGAGCAGGCCAGCAGUAGCAUGCAUCCCUUCUACCAGGAUCCUCUGGAGCGCGUGUUCGAGACGGCAGGCAUGCCAGUCUUUUGCAUCGACAAAGGCGGUUGCGUCACGAUAUGGAACAGGAAGUUGGCAGAGCUGACCGGGUAUUCCAGAGAGCACGCGCAAGGGCAGGCUCUGGUCAAGAGCUUCGUCGCCAAGGAGUCUGCUGGGGAUAUCCAGAAGUUGCUGGGGAACUCCUUGGACAAGUGCACUCUGAAGAUCGCUCUGCUGACCAAGAGUGGGGAGCGCGUGGACAGGCUGUUUGCUGUCACUGUUAUGCGCGAUGCGGCUGGGAAUGUAUGCGGAGCUCUUGGCCUUGGCUACGAGGUUACAGAACCAGACGUUGCAGCCAAGGGCACCGCAAUCAUUUCUGAAGAUUUGGCCCGUGUGAUGGACACCGCCAGCGCCAUGGUGUUUGGCAUCGACAAGGAUGGGCGUGUCACAGAGUGGAACCAGAAAAUAGCAUCUAUCUCUGGCUGCGAACGGCAGCACGCCUUGGGCAUGCCCUUCGUGGAGACGUUCGUAUCACCUGGCCACCAUAAAGAGGCCGAGACGGCUCUAAACAUGGUUUUGCUCGGGUACGAUACCACUGAAUGUGUAUUCCAUCUUGUCAGGAAGGAUGGCCAGAAGUGCGAGGCAUUGGUGAGCACUUCAGUGCGCCGCGGAGCUGCAGGACAAAUUACAGGCAUCAUUGCGGUCGGGCAGGACGUCACUCAGCUGAUUCGGAACAAUGAGGACCACCGGUGCUUUGCAGAAGAGUGGGAGCAGUUCAUUGAAACCGCCAAUGCGCCUCUUUUCGGUGUGGACCUCGAGGGUAAUGUGAAUGAGUGGAACACCAAGAUUGCAUCGAUCACGGGUUAUUCUAGGGAGGAGGCGCUCGACAGACCUUUCGUUCAAGAUUUUAUUCCUGAGGUUCACCACGCCCGUGUGCAGGAAGUAUUGUCGGAAACGGGCAGCGGCUGGGAGAGGGCGAACUUUGAAGUCCCUCUGCAGACGAAGCACGGGGUGCACAUUGACGUCGCCAUCAACACCACAACGAGAAAGAACGGCGCAGGCGAGAUCGUUGGGGUCUUCGGCCUGGGGAACGACAUCACGAGCCUCAAGGACGCAGUCAGAAAGAUGACCCGCGAGGCCUACAACCUUUCCCGCCUGAUCGAGACGGCGAACGCCCUGAUUUUUGGCGUGGACCUCUCGGGCAAGGUUGACGAGUGGAACACCAAGACCGCAGACCUGACGGGCUAUUCCAAGGAGGAGGCGCUUGGUCGCCCGCUUGUCCGGGAUUUCAUCUCUGCUGAGCACAGGAGUGCGGUGGACCAGCUCCUUACGGACGCCCGCAAUGGGAAAGAGGCUGCCAAUUUCGAACUUUCGCUCGCCACGAAGAGCGGGAAACAUAUUCAGAUAUUGCUAAACGUGACGAUCCGGCAUGACGAGAGUGGCGCGGUCAUCGGAGUGCUCGGCGUGGGUCAGGAUAUCACAGAAUUCAGGGUUGAUCUCACAGGUAGAUCCAGCAUCGUAGACGACUUGGCGCGCUUCAUUGAUACCGCGAAUGCGCCCAUCUUUGGGAUCGACAAGAAUGGUCGAGUCACAGAAUGGAAUCAGAAGGCCGCAGCGAUAUCGGGCUAUGGGAAGGCGGAAUGCAUCGGCAAAGUAUUCGUUGACACGUUCCUUUCAGACCAAUUCAAAAAGGAAGUCGGAGACGUACUAAGCAAGGCCCUAUGCGGAGGUGACACGACAAACCUCACGUUCCCAUUGUUCACAAAGGACGGGUACAGGAGGGAGAUCUCUUUGAACGCUACGGCGCGCAGGGGGGCCAAUGGGGAUAUCACCGGCGUGAUAGGGGUCGGUCAGGACGUGACCGAGCUCAACCAGAUCAGCGCCCAGAAUCACCGAAUGGCCUCGGAUUGGCAGCGCCUCAUCGAGACCGCCAACGCGCCGAUCUUCGGGGUCGACAUCUACGGGAAUGUCAACGAGUGGAAUGCGAAGGUCGCGGAGGUCACGGGCUACCUGAAGACCGAGGUGGUGCGCCGGCCCCUGGUGCAGAACUUCAUCGCCCGAGACCACCAGGACAGGGUGCAGAACGUGCUGACGGCGGCCCGCAAUGGCCGAGAGACGGCGAACUUCGAAUUUCCGCUGGCGACGAGGACGGGGAAACAGAUUGACAUCUUGUUCAAUGCAACGCCCAGGCGGGACGAGAAGGGCGUGGUCGUGGGCGUGUUCGGCGUAGGGCAGGACAUCACGAACCUGAGAUCGGCUCUGACUGAGAGCAAGUGCAUUGCAGAUGAUUUGACCCGUCUGAUCGAUACGGCGAACGCCCCAAUUUUCGGAAUCGAUACGAAAGGACUUGUGAACGAGUGGAAUUCGAAGGCCACGGAGAUCUCAGGGUGGGGGAAGAAAGAGGCAUUUGGCAAGGUAUUUGUCAACACUUUCAUAUCCGAAGACUUCAGGAGUCAAGUGUCUGAGGUUCUCACGAGAGCUCUCGCCGGUAGCGACACUGCAAAUUUCACUUUCCCACUCUUCGCGAAAGAGGGCCGCAGGCGUGAGAUCUCGCUGAACGCGACUGCUCGCCGCGGUGCCGACGGAGAGAUAAUCGGCGUGAUCGGCGACAGGACAUCACAAAUUACGAGCAGAGCCGUUUAG
Messenger RNA from Prorocentrum cordatum, 3039 nucleotides. Lineage: Eukaryota; Dinophyceae; Prorocentrales; Prorocentraceae. The record is from the annotation of a GenBank genome assembly.